GAGCGGCCCGGGGUUUAAACCCAGGCCCGGCAGACUCCUCUCGGCUUGCUGCGGAGGAACGGCUGUUGGUGUCUUCCUUUGGCUAGCUAGAAGUGGGCUCUUUGCUCCUGGUCGCUGAGCCUCUUCUACAGGAGGAACCAUGGCGCUCAGGGUCACUAGGAGCACGAAACUUAACACGGAAAAUAAGGCCAAGGUCAGCAUGGCAGGCGCCAAGCGUGUGCCUGUGGCAAUUGCUGCAGCCUCCAAGCCCGGGCUGAGACCAAGAACCGCUCUCGGAGAUAUUGGUAACAAAGUCAGCGAACAGGCACAGGCCAGACUGCCUCUGAAAAAGGAACUAAAAACUUCAGUUACUGGGAAAGUUUCAGCCAAAAUCCCACCAAAACUUCUGGAGAAGGUUCCUGUGAGUGAGCCAGAGGUGGAAAUUACUGAGCCUGAACCUGUUAUGGAAGAAAAGCUUUCUCCUGAACCUAUUUUGCCAUCGCUGUCCUAA
This is a messenger RNA of Microtus ochrogaster (prairie vole), 490 nucleotides long. RefSeq names its product G2/mitotic-specific cyclin-B1-like (gene Ccnb1). NCBI's taxonomy places the organism in Eukaryota, Metazoa, Chordata, Mammalia, Rodentia, Cricetidae. Gene Ontology annotation, molecular function: cyclin-dependent protein serine/threonine kinase regulator activity. The transcript is spliced from 3 exons. The record is from RefSeq and is a predicted model, not a curated record. Gene Ontology annotation, biological process: mitotic cell cycle phase transition. The coding region runs from base 140 to 490 and encodes 116 amino acids.